AUGAAUCAUAUUUCACCUCAGGCAAAGAGUGAGCACCUUGAAACUGCUUCAAAUACAGUUAUUCGAUUUCUCCGCAGGGACCAUGAUAAUGUUGACUUGAUUUACAAAUUAAAAUAUGAUGCAAAUCAACCAGAUAAAGUUACUAUAUCCGGUUUGGCAGUUGAUGAUUAUUCUUCGCUAAAGGACAGUGAUGUGCUUGAGUUCGUUUCUGAACCAGCUCGUUCAAUUCCAAAAGAACUCAUCGAUCAAUUAAAUCAUGCCCAGUGUAUAUAUACUGUUGGGAUUUUAACUGAAAUCGGACGAGCAUAUAUGACUAUUGAUAAUGACCUUUAUUUAUGGAAUUUCGAUGAAAAGUAUAGUUGUGAUUUGGCUUAUUUUGAUGGAAUUCCAAAUACUAUUACAAGGAUUUCACUAGUUAAGCCAGUUCCAGGAAUGUUUAAGGACCAUAUUCAUUAUCUCAUGGUUGUUGUAACAUCUAAGGAGAUAUUACUUUUGGCAGUUUCCCUAACCGAUCCUGAUAGUGAUUUGCCGGUUAAUGGUUCAUUUGAUGCAAAAAAAGCUGAAAUUUAUCUUAUUCCUGAUGCUGUUUUCAAGAUUCCAUUGGAAGGCGGUAGAGUUUCUGAUAUCGUAACUACAGCGAAUGGUCGAAUUUUCUAUGCUGAAGAAGAACAUUUAUUUGAAUUAGAUUAUCAAAAUAAAAGUUGGUUUCAACGCCAGUGCAGAAAGUUAAACCAUUCUAAAGGGUUUUUGAAUUAUAUUCUACCAUCAUUAUCGAUUUUAACAGGAAAAGAAGGUCAGUUUGGAAGGAAAUAA
This is a messenger RNA of Dracunculus medinensis (Guinea worm), 813 nucleotides long. The record is from the annotation of a GenBank genome assembly. NCBI's taxonomy places the organism in Eukaryota, Metazoa, Nematoda, Chromadorea, Rhabditida, Dracunculidae.